Molecule: messenger RNA, 1970 nt
Organism: Bemisia tabaci
Lineage: Eukaryota; Metazoa; Arthropoda; Insecta; Hemiptera; Aleyrodidae
Source: RefSeq, a predicted model, not a curated record
GUUUUCUUUUUUCAGGCCGCUCCAUUCUCAACGGUUUUGAGUUUGAAUUCGGAUAUAAAAUAAGCGAGCUGCGAGGGCGUGGUGUUAGUUCUGUGUCGGUGACGCUUCUGUGUGUUGAGUGUUCUUGGGAGCCAUUUCAAAAACAGCCACCAUGAAGGUAUUCGUUGUGCUCGUCUCCGCCCUGGUUGCCUACGCUGAAGGCGCUGCGAUCGGAGCCCCGAUGGCCAUGAUGAGGGCCCCGCAGUUCGACUCCGCCACGAUCGAGCACGAGCGCCUCGGCGGGAACUUCGCCUACAAGACGAUGGAGGCCCACGCCUACGCCGCCGUCAGCCCCGUCAUCGAGAACGUCCCCACCCAGGUCGGCGUCAGCUACGCCCACAGACCCAUCUUCGGACAGGUCACCUACCAUGAGCCAGCCCAAGCCACCGUGAUCACCGCUCCCGUGGCCGUACCCGCAGCCGCCCCUGUCUACGCCACCCCCGUAGCGGCCGCCCCUGUCUACCCCGCCGCCGCCCCGAUCUACGCCCCCGCCCCAGUAGCCGCCCCCCUCUACCCCGCAGCCCCCGCCUUCCCGGCCGCUGACUCCCCAUCCAUCCCCGCCCAACCAUCCCCUGCCUUCCCCGCUCAACCAUCCCCAGCCCAACCAGCCCCCGCUGCCCCGGCUCAAGAUGCACCCUCUUUCCCAUCUCAACCAUCCCCCGCCUUCCCCGCUCAAGAUGCUCCCUCUUUCCCCUCUCAACCAUCCCCCUCUUUCCCCGCUCAAGCAGGAGCCCCAUCUCAGGACGCCCCCGCACAAGGUGCCUCUUCCGACGAUGACUCCAUCACCGUAGAAUCCGCAUAAAUGUAGAAAACAUUCACCGCUGGAACUCUGCCAUGCUCAAGAAGAACGCCGUAUGAGCCUUCAGACGUUGCUAAAUUUCCUUUGAUAAAAUACGAGUUUUCAUGGAAAGCUGUGAAUGUUUUCCUCCCAAUUUUUUGUGAAUUAUUAAAAACUAUCUAAAAUUUUGAGGGGAAACGUUCAUAACUCUUCUUGAAAAUAAACAUUUUAUCGAAGGAAACUUGACAAACCUGGAAUGUUGAUACGACAUUUUUCCUCAGCACGGCAGAACUCCAUUGAUCUCGUCGAUAAUGUCGCAUUUACAACACCCCACUCUGGAUCCAAGUAAAGUGCCUUUUUAGGGAGAGUAUGGCCAAUGGACGAUCCAUUUCUGAUUGGCUUAGCCAUAAUAGGCUUUGUGAAGCUCUUAGGAUGAAAAAAAUGGUGGACGUAGCAUGCAGUUGAUUCAAAAAUAUAUAAAGAUGAGGUUAUAUUUGCUUGUAUUAACGUCAAUUUUGCUUGAGCUAUCUCCACUAAAUCCAAAUCUCUCUGCAAAGGCACUCUACACCUAAAAAGGCUCGUCUGAUGAUCACUGUAUACAAACCACCUGAAUAUUUGAAUUUACAAGAAUUGUGUUCUUUCGGAUGAUUUUGUCAAACUUGGCCUCCUAUCAUCUUUUGCAUAUCUGCUUUAAUGUAACACAGACUCAGGUUUGGAAUACCAAAUGGAUAUCCUUUUGGUGAUGAGUCUAUUUCGUGUUGGAGAUUGAAGCGAACAUAAAAUGCACUAUUACUGUACAAAAUCAUGCGAAAAACUUGAAAAUGAAUAUUCACACGCCAUAGCCAUGAUUUUAUUGCACGUGAUCUCCACCUUUUAGUGUAAAUACCCACCAGUCACUCGAAGAAUUUUAGUGUUCAAGUAAAACUGCCAUAUUUGAUGAAUAUGAGCCAAACUUCUCACUUAACCAGAUAGGAAUUUGAGACAAUUUCAAUGAGAAUUCCAUCCAUUUAGUGGAAAGGCUGAAAUGAUUGGAUAGCCUCUGUAAUUUUGUGAGUUUCAUGAUCUUUGUAAUUUUCGCCUGACUUUUUCGAUACUGUUCUCAACACUCUAUAAAAAAAUAAAAACCAGAAAAAAAUUGCAAAAUCCACCGCAA